Molecule: messenger RNA, 1668 nt
Organism: Cryptococcus wingfieldii CBS 7118
Lineage: Eukaryota; Fungi; Basidiomycota; Tremellomycetes; Tremellales; Cryptococcaceae
Exons: 20
Coding region: 1-1668 (555 amino acids)
Biological process (GO): carbohydrate transport; transmembrane transport
Cellular component (GO): membrane
Molecular function (GO): carbohydrate:proton symporter activity
Source: RefSeq, a predicted model, not a curated record
AUGUCAGAUCCAGCCAUCCCCGUGGUCAGGGGUAAGACCAACAACAAGCUUGUAGGGAACUCGCUGCUCUAUAGCGUCUCUGUCUUCCUGAGUAUCGGAGUAUGGUUGUUCGGAUAUGAUCAAGGAGUCAUGUCAGGAGUCAUUACCGGUCCAUACUUCAAAGCCUACUUCAACCAGCCGACAUCUACAGAGCUUGGCAAUAUGGUAGCUGUCUUGGAAAUUGGAGCAUUCAUCACCUCUUUGGCUGCCGCGCAUAUCGCAGACAACUAUGGUCGACGGAUGACUCUCAGGACGGGUGCAUUGGUGUUUACAAUCGGGGGAGCCUUUCAAACAUUUUGUGUGGGUUACUACAGCAUGGUGUUUGGCAGAGUCAUAAGUGGUUUCGGCGUCGGAAUGUUGAGCAUGGUGGUACCGAUAUACCAGUCUGAGAUCUCCCCGGCCAGCCAUCGUGGAUUGCUCGGCUCAGUCGAAUUCACUGGUAAUAUCAUUGGAUAUGCUUCGUCCGUGUGGAUUGACUAUGCUUGCUCCUAUUUCCAGUCGGACUGGUCUUGGAGACUUCCUCUCUCUGUCCAAUGUAUCGGCGGAGGCUUCUUGUUCUUUGGGAGUUUUGUAACCCCCGAAUCGCCCCGGUACUUGGUGGACACAGAUCAAGAAGUAGAAGGCCUGGCUGUCAUCGCUGAUUUCCAGGGGAAAGCUCUGGACGCAGACACUGUACAAGCAGAAUACAAAGAGAUCAGAGAUGCUGUGCUUGCUGACCGAGCGGUUGGUGAUAGAAGCUACAAGGCCUUGUGGAGGCGUUACAAGGGCCGUGUCCUAAUCGCCAUGAGCAGUCAACUGUUUGCCCAACUUAAUGGUAUCAACGGUCAGUCCUGGUUUCAAAAUUUGAGACAUGCUGGAUGGAUCGGACGGGACGCCAUUCUGAUGACUGGCAUCAAUGCCCUUUGUUACGUUGCGAGUUCCCUGCCUCCGUGGUAUCUGAUGGACCGGGCGGGCCGAAGGCCUAUCCUCCUUACAGGCGCUGUAGCGAUGUCAAUUGCAUUGACCGCCACGGGAUGGUGGAUCUACAUCGAUCAGGCAAUAACUCCCAACGCCGUUGUCAUUUGUGUGGUCAUCUACAAUGCGGCCUUUGGGAUGUCUUGGGGUCCAGUUCCUUGGCUCUAUCCUCCCGAGAUCAUGCCAUUGGCCUUCCGAGCCAAGGGCGUUUCCUUGUCUACUGCUACUAACUGGUGGGUCGGCGUCUCCACGCCCCUCUUCCAGGAGCUCAUUGGGUGGCGACUCUACCCGAUGCACGCCUUCUUCUGUGCGAUGUCCUUCGUCUUGGUCUACUUUUUGUAUCCCGAAACUCGUGGGGUCGCUCUGGAGGAUAUGGACAAACUGUUUGGGGACGAGAUCGACGAAGACGACGAGUCGGAUGACGAGGAUGAGGAUGAGGAUGGGGAUCGGGAUGGGUCCGAGACAUCUUCGUUGGUCGGCAACGUCCACCGUCGGCAUCGCUCAAACAGAUCCUCUUUCUCCUCCUUGCCAAUCUCUCGCCGACCGUCGCCAUUGCCGACCAGAACAGACGGAUCUUCUGGCCAAGGUCUAGUCAGCAGGAUUUUUGGGCCCUUUAAUGGAAACCAGAAGCAAAAGAACGUGCCUGCAGGUUACAGUGCGGUGGACGGCGAAUAG